AUGCACACCUGUGACCCCGGAACCUCAAAGUUGGUCAGUAAUCUCACGCGGAUAGCUGCCAAGCGAAAGCGAUGUUCCGACAACCACGAAAUUGAGUUUUUCAUACCCGGUCCCGCCCACAUUGCAAAAAUGGAAUUUUGUCGCCUCCCUUCUAUAUAUUUUAUUCCUUUCACCAAUAAAAAAGCAAUUGCAAGAGUAAUAUUGCAAAAAAGAAGCGUCCCCGGGAAGGCUCGAACUUCCAACCUCCUGAUUAACAGUCAGACGCGCUAA
This is a messenger RNA of Penicillium canariense, 270 nucleotides long. RefSeq lists its product as uncharacterized. The transcript has 2 exons. Lineage: Eukaryota; Fungi; Ascomycota; Eurotiomycetes; Eurotiales; Aspergillaceae. Bases 1 to 270 code for a protein of 89 amino acids. The record is from RefSeq and is a predicted model, not a curated record.